AGUUAUCACCAGUAGCAAUAGAAGUACGGUUCACUUAAAUAAUAGUGCGAUAACAAUAAUUAAAAUUAAUAUAUAUAUUUACGUAACUUAGGUAAUUAAUUGUAAUCAUGACGCCUAGUGGAAUUCUGUUAUCAGUGACAAUAUUGCUGUCCAUAGUUUAUGAAUCGACCUGCAUCCACUGUUUCUACUGCAACAGCGCGAACAACUCGGCAUGCAUCGAUCCGUCACAGCUUGACGAUGAGCUGCGCGGGCGCAUCAUACCGAUCAUAAACUGUGACAUCGCCGUGCCCAGAGUCGCUGAGUACGAUUUCUUUUGCAGAAAGAUUGUGCAGACCAUCUACCACCCUCGCAAGGACUCGGAGAUCCGUGUGACCCGAGGAUGCGGCUGGGUGCGUCACGAGAAGCCGUGCUACCGCGCUGACAACAGCGACCACCUGGAGACCGUCUGUCAGUGCUUCACCGACCACUGUAACAGCGCUGACAACGUCAGCGCGUCCACUGCGACGGCGUUGUUUGUCGCUUUUGCAAUCUGUCUUUAUUACUAUCGUUAAUAUCGGAGGUCGUGGGUUUGAUUCUCGUCCAGGACGAAUGUGUGUGUUAAGAGCAUUUGUUCUGUGUCUGAGUGUAAUUUAUCACUUUAUUUAGAAAUAUAUAAGUAUAUCAGUUGUCUAGUACUCAUAAUACAAGCUUUGCUCGUUUUGAGGCUAGGUGGCUUUUUGUGAAAGUUGUGGAGUACUUGUAUUACAUGCAUUCAUAAUUAUAAAGAAAAUAAAUAAGAUUUUUCCACGU
Messenger RNA from Trichoplusia ni (cabbage looper), 789 nucleotides. RefSeq lists its product as uncharacterized. The coding region runs from base 108 to 551 and encodes 147 amino acids. NCBI's taxonomy places the organism in Eukaryota, Metazoa, Arthropoda, Insecta, Lepidoptera, Noctuidae. The record is from RefSeq and is a predicted model, not a curated record. Gene Ontology annotation, biological process: regulation of synaptic transmission, cholinergic; positive regulation of voltage-gated potassium channel activity; sleep. The transcript has 4 exons.